AUCAAUGAGGCGCGUUGUAAUAAAAAAAAAAUGUAAAGUGAACAUGCAGAAAAUUAAUUUCUAACAUUUGUAAUGAAAAUUGUUAAUUUUAUGGACUUAAAAUGCGAUUUGAACGAAGAAAAAAUUGAAAAAGUGAAUUUUUCGUGAAUUUCAUUGAAAAAUGUCGCAGGAAAAGUAAAAAAAAGUGAAUUUCCAGAGAUAUUUAUCAGUAAAAACCCGUCACCUUCGUCAUAAUAGAUAAUAAUUUGUAAUGUAAAGUCCAACGAACGACGUCUUCGAAGAGUUAAAACGCAACAACAACAACAAAGGACAACCAUACCUACCAACUUACAACGAAAGAUAUUGAUGAUGAUUGCGUGCGAAAUGAAUUUAACGACUUAUUGAAAUGAAAUUCAAUUAAAAUUACGUUCAAGUGUGCGCGCCUGAUUGCUUGCAAGACAGUAAAAAGGGGACACUCGAGUUAUUUCAGUGCAAAGUGUCGAAGGGAAAACAUCAAAAAAAAACUCUUUCUUUUACAUUUCGUUGUGGGAGUUCCAAUAAAUUGACAAUUAACUAAAAAUUACUCAAGAAUUUUUCCCGUUUAAUUAUUUUAUUUGGUUACGAGCGACAGACAGUAUUACUCAGUAUUAACAUGGCAGGUAACGGAGACGAAAUUUCGUCGGAUUCGGUUGGGAAAUAUUUGAAACACCAUCCGGAGUUUUUGGAACAUUUUUUGAUUGAAAAUGUGGGUUUGGAGGAAUUACAAAAAUGGGUGAUACGGCGUCUUGGAAGCCGAAAGGAACUUGAAAGCAAUGAAAAUAAAAAUAUUGAUAAAAUGACUCCAUACUGCGUUUACUCCGACAAACGACAAAUGUUGGAAGAACUUUCACAGUCAAUUCGUCUCCAUUCCAAGGGGAAACACGUCUUAUGGGAACUCAUCGCGUGCAUUUCAACAGCUGUCGGCGCCGAUGGCUUCCGCUUAUACCUAAACGACAAUUCUCCCGACGACUUGCAACUUUCGCUGUACGUGGGAGAAAAAGUCGGCAAAACUAUCAUCGAAAAAGUGGAUCGAAAACAAGCCUUAAUCCCGUAUCACGUCGCCGAAACACGUCAACCUGUCAGAAUUUCCAAAGGAGACACAGAUCCACGUUUCCCCGAUGGCUUACCGGCAAAAGGAGAAAUGGCGCAUUUGAUGUGUCAAGCAGUUCAGCACCCGGAUGGCAAAUUAGUUGGCGUUGUCGAGUUCUGGCGUCGUAGUUGCACGUGGAAAUUCUUCGAACAAGAAGAGGAAUUGGUUUAUAGUUACCUUGUAUGGGGCGGUGUGGCUCUUCAUUACGCCGAUUGCUUCACAACGAUGGAAAAACAGAAGAAAUUGAACGAUUUCUUGCUCGUAGUUGUUCGUUCGAUGUUCCAAGACAUGGUCUCAAUGGAUACUUUGAUGACAAAAAUCAUGAAUUUCGCUCAGCGACUCGUAAAUGCGGAUCGCGCGUCACUUUUUCUCGUCGACACGAAGAAACAAGAGGUUUAUGCGACACUUUUUGAUGUCGGAGCUGACAAUGCGAUGCAAGACAAGUCGCAAGAAAUCCGUUUUCCCAUCGGAAAAGGCAUCGCCGGUUAUGUGGCAGAAACAGGCGAGGUCGUUAAUGUCGUCAAUGCUUAUCAAGAUCCGCGUUUUAACAAUUCCAUCGAUAAAUUGACCGGAUACAAGACGGAAUCGAUACUUUGCAUGCCGAUUUUCAUCAAGGACGUCGUAAUUGGUGUCGUUCAAAUGGUCAAUAAGUUAACGGGGUCGUUCACGACGGAAGAUGAGGAGGCAUUUGAAACGUUUGCCGUGUAUUGUGGCUUGGCGUUGCACCACGCGAAGCUCUUUGACAAGAUAAAAAAGUCGGAACACAAGUACAAAGUUGCCUUGGAAGUGCUCAGCUAUCACAAUUCGUGCACGGAAGACGAAGUGAAUCGUUGCAUGGAGAUGGAUAUCCAAAAAGCAGUUGAUGACAUUGAUAAUUUCUUCUUUUGUCCGUACGUUUUGUCGGAUUUUGAGAAAGCUGCGCAUACCGUUUAUAUGUUUAUCGAUCUUUUCGGGCUGGAACGCUUCGAUAAAACGACGAUAAUCAGAUUUACGUUGACAGUGAAGAAAAAUUACAGAAGAGUUCCGUAUCAUAAUUGGGGGCAUGGCUUCUCGGUGGCGAACACAAUGUAUACUAUCAUCAAAAAAGCUCCGGAUAUCUUCAGACAAAAUGAGCGACUUGCUCUCUUUGUUGGAUGUUUAUGUCACGAUUUGGAUCACCGAGGCAAGACCAAUAAAUUUUUGUUGGAUACCGAAUCGCCUCUUUCUGCCAUUUACAGUACUUCCACAAUGGAGCAUCAUCAUUUCAAUCAAACAGUGACGAUUUUGCAACAGGAAGGUCACAACAUUUUCAGCAAAUUAUCAAGUACGGAAUACAAACAACUCCUGAGUCUCGUGAAACAUUGCAUCUUAGCUACUGACUUGGCCUUAUUCUUCCCCAACAAAAGCAAAUUAGAAGAACUCGUUGACACUCAAACGUUCUCAUGGAGCAAACUGGAGCACCGACUUCUUAUUUCUGCGGUUUCAAUGACUUCAGCAGAUCUUUCGGCAUCAGCAAAACCUUGGGAAAUCCAGGAAAAAACUGUCAAAGUAAUUUUCGAGGAAUUUUACAUUCAGGGCGACGCAGAAAAAGAAGCUGGAAGAAAACCAAUUCCGAUGAUGGAUCGCACACGAGCCGAUUAUCAAGCGUCGUGCCAAGUUGAUUUCAUCAAGGGCAUUUGCAUUCCGUGUUACAAGCUUCUAAAUCGCCUGAUUCCCGAAACGGAACCCAUGCUGCUGAAAUGCGAGGAGAACUUGAAGACGUGGGAAACGAUAAUGGAAUGUUAUAAGAAAUUGGAACAAUCUGUCCCCAUAUUAAAGGACUACGUGAAGCAGAAAAAAAUAAAUUUAUGAGAAGAAGAAAUGUGUGUCAAUGUUGUGGAAAUUUGUUUGAAAAAAUGUCAAAAAUAGUGAAAAAAUUUGCUUAAAUAAAUGUUAAAUAUUAGACGUCCUUA
Messenger RNA from Culicoides brevitarsis, 3039 nucleotides. RefSeq names its product probable 3',5'-cyclic phosphodiesterase pde-5. Bases 632 to 2938 code for a protein of 768 amino acids. Lineage: Eukaryota; Metazoa; Arthropoda; Insecta; Diptera; Ceratopogonidae. The transcript is spliced from 7 exons. The record is from RefSeq and is a predicted model, not a curated record. Gene Ontology annotation, molecular function: 3',5'-cGMP-stimulated cyclic-nucleotide phosphodiesterase activity; protein binding. Gene Ontology annotation, biological process: signal transduction; negative regulation of receptor guanylyl cyclase signaling pathway.